AUGCCACCACCCUCCCGUCUGAUCCUCCAAGGCGGCGUGAAACGACUCUCUAACCUUUCCUCAACCUUCCAAGCCCUCGUUCCACGAACAGCUAGCAAACCACCUCUAUUCCUACAGCUUGCGAAACCACCACAUGCCCGCCCGUUCCACCUAUCUGCAAACUUUCCCGACGCCCAACCAAAUGCCAGCAAUCUCCUUAACAAUGUCACCCGAUCAAGAAUCCAAUCCCGCCCCGCGCGCCGGCCAAAUUCUCGCAGCUUGUCGUCCUCGUCCUCGUCCUCCUCGAAACUCAGCUUCUCCCAGCGCAUGAAGAAGCUAUCCCGGGAAUAUGGCUGGUCCGCGCUCGGCGUCUACCUGGCCCUUUCAGCUCUUGAUUUCCCUUUUUGCUUCGUUGCCGUGCGUCUACUGGGCGUUGAACAGAUCGGGCACUACGAGCAUAUAAUCGUGGAAUGGUUCAAGCGUACUGUUGGCUCAGCUUUGCUGUCCUUUGGAAAACCGGAAGCCACCGGAUUUCCCGCUGCUGGCAAAGAGGAUGGAGGAAAUGCAGGAGGUGACAUAGCCAUUGCGAGCGCUGGCGGCAGUGGCGCGGAUAAAGAUGGCGAAUCGCAUGAUCAUGGUGUUUUGGAGGCUGAGGAGCGGAAUGCGGGAUCUGAAGCCAGUUUAUGGACUCAACUUGCCCUAGCUUAUGCCAUCCAUAAGAGUUUCAUUUUCAUUCGAGUUCCCCUGACAGCAGCGGCGACACCAAAGGUCGUCAAAACACUACGGCGAUGGGGUUGGGAUAUCGGGAAACGGAAGCCCAAAAGCACCUGAGAUUGAAGGGAUUCUACGCAGUAGUAAUCAUCCGCGCCCUCAUCCCUCAACCAUCCACCAAGACACGCUCCCGAUUCCCACCUCGUGGUUGCGCUCCGCUGCUAUACCUUCACAGGACUGCAUAUCUCCCCUCAUACACACCCCCGGACUUAACAUAUAGUCCCCUCUGUGUUGUACGAUUAGAUACAUUACAUUUCUCAAUAUAUGCAACUUCCAUUAUUUAG
Molecule: messenger RNA, 1034 nt
Organism: Histoplasma capsulatum G186AR
Lineage: Eukaryota; Fungi; Ascomycota; Eurotiomycetes; Onygenales; Ajellomycetaceae
Exons: 2
Coding region: 1-810 (269 amino acids)
Cellular component (GO): mitochondrion
Source: RefSeq, a predicted model, not a curated record